CACAUCACUUUUUCUCCACUUCCAAUGCUGAAAUUGUGUUUCUUCAUAUGUUUGGUAUACUGGGUGAAAUCAGAUGAGGAACAAGAGUGUCCCCAGUUUACAGACCUUAACAUAGGCAAUGCUUUGUCUGGAACAGAACUCCAUGUUCAGCUACUCCUGUACACAAGGGAAAAUCAUGAUUGUUCUGAGAAACUCAUUGAACACAACGUUACUGCAUCUGAGUACCUGAACACAACCAAGAAAAUUGUCUUUGUUAUUCAUGGCUUCAGGCCAACGGGAUCUCCUCCAGCAUGGCUGGGCGACAUGAAGAGGCUUUUACUGUCCUCAGAGGAUAUUAAUCUCAUUAUAGUUGAUUGGAAUCGAGGUGCCACUACUGUGAAUUACAUAACUGCUGUGGAAAACUGCAGAAAAGUUGCAGAAAUACUGAAGGAUUAUAUUGACCAGAUGCUGGUGGGUGGAGCUUCUCUUGGCUCUAUGCAUAUGAUUGGAGUUAGUCUUGGUGCUCAUAUAGCUGGUUUUGUUGGCCAGAAGUAUAAUGGCAAACUUGGCAGAAUUACAGGUCUGGAUCCAGCAGGCCCUUCGUUCUCUCGAGAACCACCAGAGCGCAGACUGGAUCCUACUGAUGCACAGUUUGUGGAUGUAAUCCACUCAGAUAUUGAUGUACUAGGUUUCAAGAAGCCUCUAGGAACCAUUGAUUUCUAUCCAAAUGGAGGAAUGGAUCAGCCUGGUUGUCCAAAAACAUUUUUCAGUGGACUUCAGUUUUUUAAAUGUGACCAUCAGAGAUCUGUCUUCCUCUUCUUAUCGUCUUUGAAAAGCAAGUGUGACAUAAUAACAUAUCCUUGUGACUCCUAUUUGGACUACAAGAGAGGAAAAUGUGUUGAUUGUGAUGCUUUCCAGCCAAUGUCCUGCCCAGUACUGGGUUAUCAUGCUGAUAGAUGGAAAAAACUGUUGAUAUCUUCUAGUUCACCAACAAAAGCUUACUUUGAUACCUCGGACAAAGACCCAUUCUGCAUGUAUAACUACAUAUUGGACAUUACUACCUGGAAUAAAAGCAUUAGGAGAGGUUUCAUUAAAGUGAAAAUAAUAGAUUAUGCUGGAAACACAGUAGAGUCACAGAUGAAUAGUGAAGCUUCAACAUUUCAGCAAUAUAAAAGAGUCAAAAUACUGACUGGAUUUCACCAAGACAUUGAAAAAAUUGCAAAAAUCUCCUUGACCUUUUCUACGAAGACUUUAAUAGGCCCAAAACAAAAGCUUAGGAUUCUUCAGAUGAAGCUGAAAUCUCUCAAUAAUCCAAAAAGGCUACAGCUUUGCAGAUACGAUUUUGUACUGAUGGAGAGCACUGAAGUGACCUUCAAACCUAUCCCUUGCUCUGAGAGGGGUUCAUGAAAAGAGAGCUGCUACUAACCUAAUUUCUCUCGGAGCAGUGACAUUUUGAUGCUCCUCAGGAUAAAGACUGCAAUGAGAAAGGAAAUGAGAUAAGCUAAAUUUAUUUUUCAAGAGUCUACCUGAUAAUAUGCAUUACUUGCUCUGAGUGCCUUAGGCUGAAAUUAAUUGAAAAGUUCAGACAUGUAUGUGCUUGGAAAAUUAUUUGAGUAAAGCAAAUGUAUCAUGUUGGAGAACAUGCAGUGGUCUCUUCAUCACUAUUUGUUAGCAAUGAAGCAACUACUGAAUUAAAUAUGAAUUAUCUGCAUAAUCCUG
This is a messenger RNA of Prinia subflava (tawny-flanked prinia), 1698 nucleotides long. It is a transcript of the gene LIPI, whose product is annotated as lipase I. Gene Ontology annotation, molecular function: carboxylic ester hydrolase activity; glycerophospholipase activity. Gene Ontology annotation, biological process: lipid catabolic process. Bases 25 to 1386 code for a protein of 453 amino acids. Lineage: Eukaryota; Metazoa; Chordata; Aves; Passeriformes; Cisticolidae. The record is from RefSeq and is a predicted model, not a curated record. The transcript is spliced from 10 exons.